AUGGAAUCCCCUUGGCCGUGGCAUUUCAUCACUCUUUCUGAAGAGGAGAAGCUCCAUCGCAGGGAGCUCCUGGACAUUCGGGGCGCUUUUGCGCAAUGGUCCAUCAUGAUUGUCAUCAUUCUUCUUCGAGUCAUCUCCCAAAGCAAGAGGAUCUCUCAGACUGAAAGCGGAGCAAAAACACCCCGGGCACCUGUCUCAUGGUUGGAUCGGCCUCCGGUCGCCGGGUGGCUUGAAACUCGGAGGCAGUAUGCCUUGUGUGGCCUUUGGCUAUCAUGGUUGUUUGGCCUCUGUGUGUGGAAUAGUGGCGAUGAUUAUCUCCACUUGACCAAGGCGCUGGGCCAUGUCGCUCUCUCUCAGCUUCCCUUGCAGGUUUUGAUGUCGCCCGCAGCAUACAUAUCAACCUCGAAGCCAUUUGCAGCAUCUAUCUUUCCGUUCAUCACUUCUGUUCCUCAGAGUACCCUAACCCCAUACCACCGGCUUUUUGGUCGUAUGGUUAUUUCACCUCUGAUUUUCGGACAUGCCACUCUCUACCUCUUGUUCUUUGUACAGAAUAGCCACCCAGAAUUUGGCACACUCUUGGCCAAGCGAGUGCGUGAUUUCGAUGUCCAGUGUGGCCUUCUAGCUCUAUCUGCGGCCGUCGCUUUGUUGCUCUUCGUUCGGCCUCGUGGUAUUACUCAGAAGGGGGCAGCUCGCUCCGUACAGGAUCGGCGACGGUCAUUCUAUUUGGUACAUAUUUCGUUGGUUGUUCUGCUGUGUGUUGCAAUUUACCUCCAUGUUGCCCAGGCGCAAAAGUAUAUGGUUCAAUCAUUUGGUGCCUUUGUGUUGAACGGGGUGGGUUCUUGGGUCGCUGUGCGGUGGGGAGGCCGAGUAUAG
This is a messenger RNA of Penicillium longicatenatum, 873 nucleotides long. RefSeq lists its product as uncharacterized. Lineage: Eukaryota; Fungi; Ascomycota; Eurotiomycetes; Eurotiales; Aspergillaceae. The coding region runs from base 1 to 873 and encodes 290 amino acids. The transcript is spliced from 2 exons. The record is from RefSeq and is a predicted model, not a curated record.